Molecule: messenger RNA, 831 nt
Organism: Peniophora sp. CBMAI 1063
Lineage: Eukaryota; Fungi; Basidiomycota; Agaricomycetes; Russulales; Peniophoraceae
Source: the annotation of a GenBank genome assembly
AUGGCGUCACAGCAGUCAGAUUCAGCGGUCAAACUCCAAUAUUAUCUUGUUCUAGCUCACUUGGAGCAGGUCUUGGGAGGCCUUUACUUAUGGGGGUUUGUCACGCACAUAGGCUUUGACUGGGAUAUUAUCACCCGCCCUGCGAGCGCCAAAACGUCGUGGUAUGGCAGAGGAGCAUAUCUCGCCGCGCGGUACCUUCUAUUAGCUGCUUUCGUGGAUAUAUAUUUCGGGAUCGACAACCAGAGACCGACGGUCUGUCUGGUAGAGAACCUCUUCGAGCUAGCUCUUCCGGCGUUGGCCGCUCAAUCGGCGACGGCACUGAUUGUUACCCGAGUCAUCGCGAUAUGGGACCGUAAACUGCUAGCCGUGGUCUUGUCGAUCAUGGGUCUAUUGACACAGCUAUGCUUCGUUAUCUACUCUCUGGCGAAUGUCGAUACUGGAUGGGAUCCAAUUCAGAAGAGCUGUAGUAUACAGUCGGCAGAGGAUACCGGUCGCGUCACCGUAGUCUUUCUGACUGUCGAUGUCUUCCUGCUCGGACUGAUGGUUGUCGGGCUGCGUCGUUGGAAGAACGCCGGUCAGGCUCAGUUCAGCCUCUGGCAUGUCCUCUGGACGCAGGGGUGGGUGUGGCUCGUGAUCGUUACUCUUUGUGGUGUUCCUCCGGUGGUACUUCUGUAUCUCAACGUCAAUCAGGUGAUGAACUUGCUCUUGCUCACCCCACAACUCGUCGCAAUUGUCAUCGGAGCAACCAGAUUAUAUCGCUCGCUUGCAAGUUUCUCGCGUGGGGAGUCGGAGGACAGCGCGGUAACCAGUUGCGGCAGUGGAGGGUCGUAG